UAGAACCCCCGAGAGCGUGUAAGAAAAAUUUACUUGCACGUUUGUGUCUAUCCCGUACUUCGUCUAUAAUACGUGUUAUGAAAAAUCAAUGACAACUUUGAUAAAUAAUAAAAAUGAAAUUUGUAUGCUUGAAGAGUGCAGUACAAUUAAAGUGAAUGUUUAAUUAUUGAUGUCAUGUAGUACCUUCUUUGAAUACAUUAAGCUUUUCUUAAGGAAAUACUGCAGUUUCAAAUAGAAUUGUCACAUAUUGUUGCAGUGGUUUGUGUAUAAAAGAAAUAUUUUAUAGACACAUUCUGUUGGUUUUUGAAAUACACGGUGCAUAUCAUGGACUUACCCAUAAACCAACAGAAUUUAACACAAAUACUUGAUAAGUUAUCGGAAGAUGAGAUUAAGACUAGGAAAACUUUGGAAAAUAUUCUUUCAAGACAAUGUCACGUAGAAGUAAAACUUCAAAAUAUAAGCAAGGUGCUACCUAAUGUAAUUGUAGUACGAGAGGAAGGUGAGAAGUUUUAUAAUAUGAUUGCGCGUACUAAUGAAUUGGCGAAAAAUGUGAGUGCCAAAGUAAGACAACUAGAUUUAGCAAGGAGCAGAGUUUAUGAAUGUCAGAGACGAGUAAAUGAUAUUCUUGAUUUACAAUUAUGUAGUGAAGGUGUAGCCAUGGCAUUGCGUAAUGAAGAUUAUGAACAAGGAGCUGCACAUGUACAUAGAUAUCUGUCAAUGGAUCAACAAUUGUUGGAAAGAACAGCUGAAGAUAUUUCAAUGGACCAUGCUAAUAUAAGUAGUUCCUUAAUUACUUUGCAACAAGCAGCAUUACAACUUAGAACUGUGAUUACACAUAAAUUUGAUGAAGCAGUGAAGUCGGAAGAUCUUGCUUCUGUUGAAAGAUUUUUCAAAAUAUUUCCUCUAUUGGGCAUGCAUUCCGAAGGGCUUAAGAAAUUUUGUAGUUACUUAUGUUCAAAGUUACAUGAAACAGCACAAAAAAAUUUGAAAGCAGCUUUGGAAAUUAAGAGCAAUGACAAAAGAGCAUCUGUGAUUUUUGCUGAUACUAUAACAUUACUAUUUGAAGGAAUCGCACGUAUUGUAGAAAUACAUCAACCAAUAAUUGAAACAUACUAUGGUCCUGGAAAAUUGCUAAUGACAAUUUCUAUUCUGCAGAAAGAAUGUGAUAGGCAAGUUAAAAAAAUUAUUGCAGAAUUUACAAAGCACAGAUGUAUAGCCAAGAAAGUACAAAUGGUAAAUGAUUAUCUUCGAAAACCAAAUUCAGAAAGAGCAGAUCCGAAAGAAUUUGAUUUGUUAUUAGGGGAAAUUACUAUAAUGCAUUCACUAGCAGAAUUAUAUAUACGUUUCUUAAGGAGAAGAGUUAAAAACGAUAUAGAAAUUAGUGCAGUAGACGAUGCACAGUGCAAAGAUUUAAUAAAUGAAUUUGAGAACGUAAUUAGCAACUCCGAUUUAGCGCGUGGAAUGCAAGAACUCUUAGGCGCGUAUCUCGCAUUGGAAAGAUAUUUCCUUGAGGAAAGCGUAAACAAAGCAUUGGGAAUGGAUACCUUAGAUCAGGAUCAAGAAACAUCAAGCAUGGUGGAUGAUGUUUUCUUCAUCGUGCAAAAAUGUAUAAGGCGUUCCAUGUCCAGCUGGAGUAUCGAUGGGGUUUGUGCAGUGGUUAAUAUGGCUUGCGGUAUAUUGGAAGGAGAGUUUGCAAAUGGAUUAAGAAAUCGAUUGCGUCAAGGGUAUCCAGCUGGAUAUUUAGAUUUGGCUCAAGCAUACAGUGCUCUUCAAACAAGUAUUCAACAUGGUCGUUUGCAAACUUCGGACACAGAACUUGCACGGCUAAUGUUCUUGGCUUACUUAAAUAAUACCGACGUGAGCAUCGAAUAUGUUGAAACCCUGUGCAAGAGUCUAAAUGCUGAAAUAGAUGCGACAUUUCCGAAUAUGCAAGAUAAAGAAAGGGGUAAGAUCGACAGCUGUUUAUCCGGUUUGAAAGGUGUUAUAUCGAUCUUACGAGCUGUCACCGACUAUGGAUUAGAACAGCUCCGAGUAAGCGCUGUUAAACCAAGGGUCACUCCCUGGGUAGACGCAUUUUUAUCCGUGGAUCAUCAUGUCAAUGAGGACGAUUUAUUAAGAUAUGAAACGGAAGAGCCAUUCGUACAAACUCUAGUCACCAAUUUAGAAGGCUUACUUCGAAGUUUUAAAGACAGUUUGACCACGUCCAAUUACGAUGCUUUAAUCGGUCUUCUCACUGCUGAAGUUACAGCGCGACUAGAGAAAGUUGUACUUAAAUCCACGUUUAAUAGAGCUGGAGGUCUUAUACUUGAUAAAGAGAUAAGAUCAUUGGCAAGCUAUUUAGCUGCUGCUACUUCUUGGUCCAUACGUGACAAAUUUGCAAGAUUAACACAAAUAGCUACAAUAUUAAGCGUCGAAAAAGUGGAAGAAUUGGCGGAUUAUUGUGGCGCAGAUGCAAUUGCGUGGAGGUUGACUCCUGGUGAAGUUCGUCGCAUCGCAUCUUUAAGAACUGAUUUCCGUACAGAAGAUAUCAAAAGAUUAAAGCUUUAAUUUGUAAUAUUUUUAACGAACUUGUUAUUUACUACUCUGUACAAUUAUACAAUUUAAACA
This is a messenger RNA of Nomia melanderi (Alkali bee), 2607 nucleotides long. RefSeq names its product conserved oligomeric Golgi complex subunit 4 (gene Cog4). Lineage: Eukaryota; Metazoa; Arthropoda; Insecta; Hymenoptera; Halictidae. Gene Ontology annotation, biological process: retrograde vesicle-mediated transport, Golgi to endoplasmic reticulum; Golgi organization. Gene Ontology annotation, cellular component: COG complex. The record is from RefSeq and is a predicted model, not a curated record.